This is a messenger RNA of Lytechinus variegatus (green sea urchin), 2152 nucleotides long. Its product is annotated as acylphosphatase-1-like. The transcript is spliced from 4 exons. Bases 31 to 354 code for a protein of 107 amino acids. Gene Ontology annotation, molecular function: acylphosphatase activity. The record is from RefSeq and is a predicted model, not a curated record. Lineage: Eukaryota; Metazoa; Echinodermata; Echinoidea; Temnopleuroida; Toxopneustidae.
GAGGAAAGAAAGAUCAUUAAAAUUGUAAACAUGGCGACAUCAGGAGCGUCUGCUUCAACAAAACAGAUAAUUUGGAGGUCAAUAGAUUUCGAAAUAUUUGGAAAAGUUCAAGGUGUCUUCUUUAGAAGGGAUACGAGAAGGAAAGCAAAGGAUUUAGCUCUGACAGGAUGGGUACAAAACACUAACAAAGGAACAGUUAUUGGGCAAGCACAGGGACAAGAAGAUAAAAUCAGACUGAUGAAAAGUUGGUUGAAAACUAAAGGAAGCCCGAAGUCAAGGAUUGACAAGGCAGUAUUCUCGAAUGAGAAGAAUGUUGAUGAGCUAACUUUUAAAUCAUUUGACAUUAUAAGGUAGCAGGCUUGCAAAUACCCGAUUUACUUGAGUUGUAUUCAUUAUUAUUGGGCAAAGUGUCUUAAUAUUUAUUUUCUUUACAAGUCUGCAGUGAUAAAUUUGCAUGUACCUUGUACAGAGUGCUUAUAAAUGUAAUUUAAUCAGAUUGAUAACAGCUAUAAUCUGAAGUGUAUCCUAUUGUUUCAAUUGUUUAUUUUAAGAUUUAUAAAGUGUUUUGAAUUCGAAUAAAUAUAAUGGCCAUUAAUGUAAUACAUUUAUUGCUGAUGCUUCAAAUAGAUGUAUCAUUUCCUAUUUAACCAUAAAAUUUAAGGGAUGCAAAGUUCAGGAAAGUACUAAAGUAGUAUUUCAGCAUGUAAAGGCCAUAUUUAAGGCAUUUUCAUUUACAAAAUGCCUGAUUAGAGCUGUAUUUGUUGUGGGAGUCAAUCACAGACUGAAGUGAUGGUCCAUUUGUUCUCUGGAUUUCAAACAUUAUUCCUUCAAUAAGGCAAAAAAAAAUAAUGCACGACUAAAAACAGUAUUGUAAAAAAAAAGAUUGAAAAACUUCUUCCUUUUGUCCCCAAAGCAAAGAUGUUCAGUUUCUAUCAAGUCUAACUUGAUAUAUGGCUGAUUCAUGGGUGCCAACAUCUCCAGAUUAUUCUUGCCCUCUAAGGCUGUGACAAUGACUGGCAUCCCUAAAUUUCACAAUGAAAGCAUGAAAUAGAUCACCAGGAAAAUUUAAUAAAAAUUCUGUCAACAAGAUUGAGUGUCUUAAGAGAUAUACAGUCAAAAUUCUGUACAAAUUUAUUGACAUUCUCUGAUAACUCUUCAUAUCUAUAGAAGAAAUGAAACAUGGAUACUGGUUAAAAAGAAACAUAUUCCACCUUGAUACUGUGAAGGAUUUUCUUAUAUGUAAAAAAAAAGACAAAUAAUGGAAGGGACAGUGCACUCUAAUUGGAAACACAUGUAUUGAUGCAUUUUUAUGAAGUAGCAUUGCAAUCAAUAUCACAAGCUUAAUAUUAAUUACUGUAAAAAUGCAGUUGAUUGGAAAUCACCUAAAUCCAUUGUAGUUGGGGAAAAGACAACCUUUGUGUUUUGAAACAUCUUUCUGAAAGUCUCUUUCCUUGGUAUUUCAUAUCAGAAUACACUAUUACGUUAACCUUUAAAAAAAUCCAUAAUGUCAUGAGGCUUUGUUAAAACAGUAUUACACUAUUGUUUACUUACAUAUUGUACAAUAGUGCUUUUGUGUACAUUCAAUUUUAAUGGUAACUGAUUUCCCUGCAUUGCAUUAUAGGCCUAGUACUUGUUUAACACUGAAAUGAUAUUUCGUGAUUUUUUAGUUACAAUAUAAACAGUGUUUCUUUUGUUAUUGUAAUAAAUAAAUCUGUAUAUACUUGCAAACUUCUAAGGUAUUCUAAUGAUUCAUUCAGAGCUUUUGUAUUAUUUUAUAAUGACAAGUGGGUCAAAAGUGAUAUUAAACUUAAUCGUCCACAAUUAUCUUUCAUGCUGCUUUCCAAGAAAAGUGAAUAAUAGGCUUUCAUAACAUAAUGGACAAAUUGGAUUUCUCAUGACGAUCAAAAUUACAUAGUUUUGUUAACCAUUACAGUACCAGGCUAUUUUGGCUCUGUAACAAAGGUUUGCAAUCAAAUGCCAAUGACUAAUCUAGAUUCAUUGUAGCAUGCACCCUUUGUUCAUUUGACCAGAAACCAAUCAGAUUGGUUCUUUCAUUUUUUUACUUCAUCGCAUUCAUUUACAUUAUGGAGCGCUGGAUCAGUAAGAUUAUACAGUAAAUUUCCCUAAAAUCUUCCAUAAUUUAAGGUCAAGU